AUGACAUCAGACUUUUUGCAGACAUCCGUGAAUUCUGAAGAUAAAUUAAAGGAUGAUGCCAUCAAAAAUGACAAGCCUUAUAAGGUCUUCUUCAAAGAUAUCUUUUUUUUCAAGGAGAAUGAAAGGGCGGCAAGGAAAAAGGAAAAAUUGAUGAAUCAGAACAUGAAAAUCCACCAGAAGUCGACUUUUUCCUCCCGAAUGAAGAGUCGCUCCCACCUGAACCAGCUGGGUUUUUAUGGGGACAGAAGUGACAGCUCCUUGGAGAAUUUCGGGCUGGAUCCCACUCUGAUUCUCCGACUAGCAGAAGGUGCAGACACAAAAAAGACAGUUCGUGAAUUUAUCAAGGACCAACGAGACAGAUUUCUGCUUGAGUAUGCUCUGUUAACCAAAAGAAACGCCAUUGAAAAGUUUGAAAAACACAUAGCCAUGAAAGAAAAACAGCUCAUAAAAGCAGAAAAAAAGCUCCAAGAUGAUGCAAUGGCCUUUGAAGAAUUCCUUCGGGAAAAUGACCAAAGAUCCGUAGAAGCUCUUAAAAUCGCAGCACAGGAAACCAUAAGCAAGCUCCAAGUGACCGCAGAGCUCAAGAAAGCCAGUAUGGAUGUGCAGGCAGUGAAAAGUGAAAUAGCAAAGGCAGAGUUCGUGCUGAGGGAGUACAUGAAGUACGGGCUUUUCCUGCUGAAGUUAUCCCCGAAGCCUUGGCAGGUGCAGCAAGCCCUCAAGAGGGCGCAGGCGCCCAAGGGCAAGGAGAGCGUCAUCCUGCCAAAAUUAUUAGCAAAUUUCAACUUAAAUUCCAACAUAAAAGAUGGCGACCUGCAGGAGCCUGCGUUGCUGUCAGAAGGAAGACGGGGCCAAGGUUCUGAAGGCAAUUCAGAAAUGAAAGCAAAUGUGUUGAUAGAAAAUAGUUCAGAAAUCAAACAUUUCUCCCCCGUCCCCCUCUCUCCCUCGUGUAGCCGGCCUGAGAGUAUCAGUUCCGAAGACAGUCUGGAAUUCUUUCUCGAUGAAGACAUGGACGUUGAUCUGGAGCCCGAGCUUUAUUUCAAAGAGCCGGAAGAGUUACUCCAAGUGCUCAUGGAGCUGGAGGAACAGAACCUCACGCUGGUGCAGUAUUCCCAGGACGUGGAUGAGAACCUGGAGGAUAUAAACAAGCGAGAAAAGGUGAUCCAGGAAAAGAUAAACAGCAACGUGGAGUUCCUGCUGGAGCACAAAGCCAUGCUCAAGGCAAACUGCGUGAGGGAAGAGGAGAAGGCAGCAGAGCUGGAGUUAAGGUCCAGGCUGUUUAGUUUCGGAGAAUUCAAUUCAGAAGCCCAGGAAAAGCUGAUUGAGUCACUCAGCAGAAAGAUUAACCAAGUGUACAGGGUCUGCAUUGGGGAUGCAGAGGUUGGCAGUCUCAACCCAGUGCAGAAGCUGGUCAAAGUGGAGUCUCGCCUGGUGGAACUCAGUGACCUCAUCGAGUCUAUCCCCAAAGAAAACGUGGAGGCGAUCGAGAGGAUCAAACAGAAAGAACGGCGGCAAAAGUUACGUGAAGAAAAAAUGAAAGAGAAGCAGAAACAUCAGGAAGAAAGGCUGAAAGCUGCCCUGGAGAGAGCAGUGGCCCAGCCAAAGAAAAAGGUGGGAAGAAGACUCAUCUACCGUUCCAAACCUCCAUCUGCUAACAAACACACAGUGCUUCUCGUCAGCGACACGAGAACGAAGACCAUGGAGGAAGAGUACUUUUUUGCUUGAAUGGCAGACAGACAUAAGGUUACUAGGAUGCUUCAGGUGUAAUCUGUAGAUCUGGGCUUUCAGUAAUGGCAAUAUGCUGUUUCAUUUACUGUCCUAUCGAUCUGAGGAACAAAGGCCUUUU
Molecule: messenger RNA, 1843 nt
Organism: Ochotona curzoniae (black-lipped pika)
Lineage: Eukaryota; Metazoa; Chordata; Mammalia; Lagomorpha; Ochotonidae
Gene: CCDC38
Product: coiled-coil domain containing 38
Exons: 14
Coding region: 1-1722 (573 amino acids)
Cellular component (GO): centrosome
Source: RefSeq, a predicted model, not a curated record